Messenger RNA from Coregonus clupeaformis (lake whitefish), 3923 nucleotides. It is a transcript of the gene prkaa2, whose product is annotated as protein kinase, AMP-activated, alpha 2 catalytic subunit. The transcript is spliced from 11 exons. Gene Ontology annotation, molecular function: protein serine/threonine kinase activity; ATP binding. Gene Ontology annotation, biological process: protein phosphorylation; intracellular signal transduction. The record is from RefSeq and is a predicted model, not a curated record. Bases 157 to 1842 code for a protein of 561 amino acids. NCBI's taxonomy places the organism in Eukaryota, Metazoa, Chordata, Actinopteri, Salmoniformes, Salmonidae. Gene Ontology annotation, cellular component: cytoplasm.
UCUGUUCAAGAACGUUUUGGGGAAACGUGUCGUUCAGUACAAACCGUUCCGCAACGUAGCAAACGUUCAAGCGAACUGAACGCACAGGUCUAGUGUACGGCGGCCCCGCAGCCAGCGCGAGCCUACCGGAGCGGUUUAACGUUCUGAACGGUAAAGAUGGCAGAACGACAGCAGAAACAUGAAGGCGGCCGAGUGAAGAUCGGACAUUACCUCCUAGGAGACACUCUGGGCGUCGGCACCUUCGGCAAAGUAAAGAUUGGAGAGCACCAGUUGACAGGUCAUAAGGUGGCAGUGAAGAUCCUGAACAGACAGAAGAUCAGGAGUCUGGACGUGGUGGGCAAGAUCAAACGAGAGAUACAGAACCUCAAACUCUUCAGACACCCUCACAUCAUCAAACUGUACCAGGUGAUCAGUACUCCUACAGACUUCUUCAUGGUGAUGGAGUAUGUAUCAGGAGGAGAGCUGUUUGACUACAUCUGCAAACAUGGACGGGUAGAAGACAAAGAGGCUCGUCGGUUGUUCCAGCAGAUCAUCUCAGGGGUAGACUACUGCCACAGACACAUGGUGGUGCACAGAGACCUCAAACCUGAGAAUGUCCUGCUGGACCAUUCCAAGAACGCCAAAAUAGCUGACUUUGGGUUGUCAAACAUGAUGUCAGACGGGGAGUUCCUGAGGACCAGCUGUGGAUCUCCCAACUACGCUGCUCCUGAAGUCAUCUCCGGAAGGUUAUAUGCUGGUCCUGAGGUGGAUAUAUGGAGCUGUGGGGUGAUCCUAUAUGCGUUGCUGUGUGGGACUCUACCCUUUGAUGACGAACACGUUCCCACACUGUUUAAGAAGAUCAGAGGGGGCGUGUUCUAUAUGCCAGAAUACCUCACUCGCCCCGUCGCUUCCCUGCUGCUGCUCAUGCUGCAGGUUGACCCGCUGAAGAGAGCUACCAUUAAAGACAUUAGGGAACAUGAGUGGUUUAAGCAGGACCUGCCAGGCUACCUGUUUCCUGAGGACCCUUCCUAUGACUCCACCGUUCUGGACGAGGAGGCCGUCAGAGAGGUGUGUGACAAGUUUGAGAGCACCGAGUCUGAGGUGAUGUCCAGCCUGUACAGUGGAGACCCCCAGGACCAGCUAGCGGUAGCGUACCAUCUGAUCAUAGAUAACCGACGCAUCAUGACCCAGGCCAGUGAGUUCUACCUGGCCUCCAGCCCUCCCCAGAGCUCCUUCAUGGAGGAUGGCAUGCCACUGCCCCCCGGGGUCAAACCACACCCAGAGAGGAUGCCCCCCCUGCUGGUAGACAGCCCCAAGGCUCGCUGCCCGCUGGAUGCCCUGAACACCACCAGAGCCAAACCCUUGGCAGUGAAGAAAGCCAAGUGGCAUCUGGGCAUCAGGAGUCAGAGCAGACCCUAUGACAUCAUGGCUGAGGUCUACAGGGCUAUGAGACAGCUACAGUAUGACUGGAAGGUGGUGAACCCGUACCACCUGCGUGUUCGGAGGAAGAACCCAGUAACAGGCAACCUGGUGAAGAUGAGUCUCCAGCUGUACCAAGUAGACAACAGAUCCUACCUGCUGGACUUCAAAAGCAUCGACGAUGACAUCAUGGACGCAGUAGGGUUUAAGUCGGGCUCUUCCACCCCCCAGAGGUCAGGCUCCACUGCAGGGCUCCACAGACCCAGACUCAGUGUGGACUCAGCCUGUCCUGCCGUGGAUCUCCCCAAGCUCAGCUCCUCUCUGCCUGGGUCGCUGUGCUCCAGCGCUGCCCUCCUCACCUCCACCCCCACCCCGCGCCAGGGCAGCCACACCAUGGACUUCUUUGAGAUGUGUGCCAGUCUCAUCACCACACUGGCCCGCUAGAGAGGGUUAACCCCGCUGGAUAACUAGGGGCCUGGAGUGUUUCCUGGUCAAUGUCAUAUAGUCAGGAAAACUCCAGGUCCUACCUGCAUAACCUCUGAAACAGAACCCUGCACUGAGCCUAUUUAGACAGUUUUAUAUCGGUGCGAUCCUGACCUAAUUCUCAAAGUACUGCAGAACACUGACCACUGCAGGGCAGACAUGCCUCUAACCACAGAUCUAAGGUCAGUUUUUAGGGAGAGUUGUUACCUCCUGGUGUUGUAGGUUUGAGCUGUGCAAGGUCCUAGAUCUCUGGUUAGGCUUCCUGUCUGUCUAGAGCAGGGGUGGGCAACUUUGAUGGGGGUAGGGGCCACAAAAAAUCUGAACUCAUCAUUAGGGGUUGCGGUGGCUCACGGUUCUGCUUACCCACAUCCAUACACACACAUGCAGUCAGCGUUUUGGGGGCCCUAAGUAAAAUUAAGCGAUUUAAAAACAUUUUAGUGGUCCCUCCUCUUGACAGUGGAGGAAAAUGUGAAGUUUUAGAGUUAAUUUACUGGAAGUUGAGACCCAGACUGGGUAAAAAAUAAAAUGUGGAGAGGGGGGGGGGAUUGAUCUGCAGGCCUACAAAAGGGGCCAUGCGGCCCGCGGGCCACUAGUUGCCCAUCCCUGGUCUAGAGGCAGCCAGUCUGGCCGUGGGAAAGGUUAGAGGUUAGGUCUCACUUGCUGAGGCAAGGUCACGUUAAGUCAAAUCUACUGUAGUUCCCAUAUGCCGCGUUCACGUGCUAGUCGGAACUAGGAAACUGACAUUUCUAGCUUGCGAACUAGUUGUAGUUAUGCACGUGCAGUGUUCAACCGGUUAGCAAGUCGGACAUUUCAGAGUUUCCUACUUCUGACUAGCAUGUGAAUGCGGCAAUAGACUGUUUGUUUAUAGACAGGCGACGCCUCCCAGACUACACAACCUCCAAUCAGCUCCAGAAUAGCCAUCACUGUAGCACAAACACUGAGCAUUUUAUAUAUGGUUUUAUAUGGUUUUUGUAACGACACAGAUUUUGUUAUCCAUAUGUAUCACAUAUAUUUCUAUUACUAUCACUUUGAGUAGUGGAGUAGCUGUUGAUUGAAAUGAAGUUAAAGAGGAUUGUUAUUAUUUAGAUAUCAGAUUGUUAUUUAUUUUAAAGAGAUGUGUGUGGUACUGAAUAUUGAGUAUUAAAGCACUGCUGAUGUUUGAGAAUUCUAUACUGACUGAAGAGAUUUUAGGCGAUGAGAGGUCAUAGAGAGAGGAGGCUAACUGACUGGCAAUAUUGUUCUGUGGAUUAGUUAGCAACUGACGGAGGAGGAGGAAGUGUAUCUGUACCAAACCUUUCUCCAGGUGCCUUAAAAACACAAACGUUGUUUCUAGCUUGUUGGCUGUUUUGUUUGCAGAAACUGAAUGGCAAGCGGACUGUUUCUUUGUGUGUGUACACUCCUGUGUGUAGAGGAGAGGACUGACAUACAAACAGGAGCUUGCCAGGGAUUGGUCAGGAGAAGAAAUACAGUGCUGUAGUUUAUGUGCCAAUGAGAUUUGAGAUCUGACUAAUAUAACUAAAGGAGGACAGCGAAUAGAUAUGAGAGAACACUGGAACAAAUCUCCCUUUACCAUUUUGUCAAAUGGUUUACAGUAUAUAGUCUUCUGGACUCCUGUCCGUGUCUCUUGUUUUGCUGGAGCCAGUGAGGGCUGGGCUCUUGCUGAUCUGAUGCAUGCUUGUGUGUGUGUGUUUCUCUGGUCUGUUCUGGUACAAUGAUGGUGAUCUGUUCUGUGUUCGGUUCGUUACUAAAUGUAGAAUCAUUUGACUCUCUCUUUCCCUCGCUCCCUCGAGUCAUUGGUUUGUUGUGUGUAUUUGCAGUAGCGUGUGUUUCACUGAGGGAAUUGUAGUCCUCCUCUGUUGGGCCAGUUAAAGAGAGGUUUGAGCCACAAAGAGAGAAGACACUAAACCUCCUUUCCUUCUGUUUCUUUGUUUCCUUAUUUGUUUAUUUGUCAUUUGUCCUGUGCAGUAGUUCUGUCAUCACAUCUCUAUUCUGAGAGCGUUGUCUGUUUUAUCUGUGUAUGACACUAUACAUGCAAUACGGUA